AUGUCGCUCGCUCAUCUCUUCUGCUCAUCAGGUCCCUUCCAAAGGGCAUUCUUUAUCCUCUCAGACGCCCAUGAUCCAGUGCCAGACUCACAGCCACUUCCGGAAGAUACACCCAACUUCCAACCCCAAGGCCUUCGGUUUGCACCGCUCUCCCACCCCAUCAGCUUAGUCUAUUCUGCUGGCAGCUCAGCAGCUGUAUGGCGCGCUGGAGACACCUUUAUCAAGGUCCGUUUUAUCGGCAGCGACCGGGCAAAUAUUACGAGAGAGCACACCACUCUGGAGUUUAUUCAUGCCAAGAAAGACCAACAACCCCUAGGCUUCGAUAUCCCCAAUGUCCUUUACCAGGCUGAGUGGGAUAACCGGUACUAUAUCGUCCUCGGCCGUGUGCCCGGCCAGACUCUCGCCGAGGCAUGGCCUACCAUGGAUGAGACCCUGCGGCAGUAUUGCAUCGGCCGUGUCGCCGAGAUCUGCAAGGAGAUGGCUGAAUGGAAGGGGGACGCUAUUUCCGGCGUUGACGGGAGGGAGUUAGCGGACGCUAUUCUAGCGAGAAAUGACACCCCAGAGUCUUUCGCCCCGCAGCGUCUGCUCGAACACUGCGCCAGGAUGGGCAUGAAUACCUCGUCCAAGCUUGUUUUCUAUCACAGCGAUCUGGGCCCAACAAACAUACUUGUCGAUCCCGCUACACGCGCCUUGGGUAUUAUCGACUGGGAAACCGCUGGCUAUGUCCCGAGAGAAUGGAUAAGAACCAAGUUUCACUUGUCGUCUGGAAUGGACUUUCCCAGUGGGGAGGAGAGCUGGAAGUCGGACUGGCGUCGCUUGGUUGCCCGCAAGUUGGCCGAGCUGGGAUUCAAAGAAGUUAUCGACGGUUGGGUGGAGUCUGGUCCAAUGGCGUGAUUCACGGGUAGAGACUCCUAGAGAGCGCGCUGGUGCCGCCGACUACCUCGCUAUUCACCAGCAGCGAGGUCUGCCUGCGCAUUUGACCGCUGCACCACGGCUAUAGGCUAAGCCCUAUUACAGUCUCCCUAGCCGCGCGCUAUGGUAUUUGUUAAUUGAUGAUGCUCCACUGUUAGUGCCAUUAUUGGCGCCAACUUUCUACGUACCGCACACGAUUAUCUGAUAACUUC
Molecule: messenger RNA, 1124 nt
Organism: Phialemonium atrogriseum
Lineage: Eukaryota; Fungi; Ascomycota; Sordariomycetes; Cephalothecales; Cephalothecaceae
Product: kinase-like domain-containing protein
Exons: 2
Coding region: 1-894 (297 amino acids)
Source: RefSeq, a predicted model, not a curated record